Messenger RNA from Ilyonectria robusta, 1702 nucleotides. RefSeq lists its product as uncharacterized. Lineage: Eukaryota; Fungi; Ascomycota; Sordariomycetes; Hypocreales; Nectriaceae. The transcript has 3 exons. The record is from RefSeq and is a predicted model, not a curated record. The coding region runs from base 155 to 1582 and encodes 475 amino acids.
CCCCGCCUCACCUCCGCCUCAGUUGACAGAAUAGGCUGAAGACAUCUUCUUCUCGACAAGGCUGUCAGGAAUUUCUUUAAAUCUUUUAAACCCCAACAUUGUGUAUCAACACCAAUUUAAACCAGUCGGUCUUCUCCAAGUGUGAACCGUCGACAUGUCCUUCGGGGUCGGCUUUGGUGACAUCGUCAAGGCGAUUGGUCUAGCCAAAAGUGUAGUGGCGACGUAUCGAAACGCUCCAAAUCAAGUAAAAGAACUAGCAGAUGAUAUCUCCCGAUUACUGGGUGUGCUAGAGGGAGCCCACAACAUCCUCCAAAGAAGGGAGCGCGACCUCGCCGAAUAUGAAAGAAACAUGUUGAUGUCGAUCCUCCAAGGCUACGUGACCAUCCUCAACAAGCUCCGCACAAUGUACAACGAAAAUCACACUCUUGCUGCUGAUGAGUCACACGGUAUAAGAAGCCACGUCCGAAAGGUAGGCAAAAGGCUAGUAUUCGAGCCGGAUACGAUCAAAGAAUAUCGGCAGGAAAUAACUCACUACAAUGCCAUGCUUAGCCACUUCAUGGCGCUAUUGAACACUCCGGUCAUCUGGGACACCCAUCAAAAGGUCGAGACACUGGUUGGGUACAAGAAUACGCAGGAGGGCCAACAGCUCUUGGCCUGGCUCACCCAACUGGAUUUCGGCAAACUGCACACAGACAGAUUAAGGAGACGAGAACCAGGGACAGGCACCUGGCUUAUUGCUUCAGAAAAGUUCCAGGCCUGGCUUGAUCAGCCGCAGACGAUCCUUCUCUGUCCCGGGAUGCCUGGAGCUGGCAAGUCAUUCAUUGCCUCGAUAAUUAUAAAUUAUUUGCAACAGAUUUAUUCCCAUGAUCGGGAGACAUGCGUCACAUUCUUGCUCUGCGACUUCAACUCUCAGCAGGAGCAAUGCCCCGAGGAUCUACUAGCAAAUUUGUUGAAGCAACUGAUACAGAGUAGGUCUAUCCCAACAGACUUACAGAAGUUGUUUGUGCAGUACAAGUCGAAGCCACCAGGGUGCCGACCACAGAUGGACGAGUUGCUUGGUUGUCUAGUCACGGCAAUGAGUUCAUAUGAGAGAGUCUUUCUCAUUAUCGGCGCUCUGGACGAAUACCAGACAGAGGAUAGGACGAGAUUUUUGGAGGAAAUCUUCAAGCUUCAAGCAACUUCCAGGUUGAGCGUCCUCGCCACUCUGAGAUCCAUCCAAGAGAUUCUUUCAGUGUUUGAAGAGAGCGGGGCCACCCUUCAUGUGCUUGAGAUUCGCGCACAUCAAGAUGACAUACACAAAUUUCUUGACCACCAAAUCACGAACAGUGGAUGCCGCAGACGUGCUGCAAAGAUCGCCGUUGCGGCUGGCCAUAGAGAACGGACACGACAGCAUCGCAGAGAUUCUGCUCCACCACAAGGCAGAAUUAGAGGCUUGCGCAGCUGCCGAAUGGAACUUUCUGCACGUUUCCUCGCUCACGGUGUCAGUGAAGGUGCGAGAACACGUACUACGCGUGUUGUCAGACGCAGGGGGGGAGGCCGACGUGCUCGGAUUGGGCAUCUUGUUCACAUGAUUCGUCCUUGAUAAUCGUGGCGUCUGCCAGCAUCGUCCGCAAUCACAUUGGUCUGGAACAUCGGAGUACCUAGAUACCUCCAAGCCCGGCAAUUAUAAGUAGGCAUCACAGUCAGGCUGCCCUUUUUAAUG